AUGUGCGGGUGCGCGGCGGCGAUCGCGCGGGCGGUCGUGGACUUCCUCGACGCCGUCCUCGUCGCCUGCUUCCGCUCCUGGUUCCGCACCGGCCCCGUCGCGGCCCACCGGGAUCCGCCCGUGCACAGGGAUCGGCUCGGAGGGGUGCUCUCGGACGAGGAGAAAGGUUUUGGAACGAGCAAAGGGUCGGACGAGCAUUUGGGAGAUGAUCGUGGCAUCGACAAUCAGCUCAGGCAAGAGGCAGAUUACCUCAAGUUAUGUGGCACAAUAUCUCAAACCCCGGCUGAACUCCAAAAUGCUUCACCUGAUAUUAAUUUGGAAAUCGCUAAUGAGGUGGGGAAAAUAUCUGGAAUAGGAGCAACAUCAGUAUCUGAAUUUAAUUCAUCUGAAUGCUUCAAAUGUGAGGAGGAUCAUACUUUGAUGACUGAAAUUGAAGUUCCACGAGUUGAAUCAGUUGAUUCGGUUCCUCAAUCAGUUCUCCGUGAGAAGUCGCCAUUUUGGAGCAUCAAAAACAGGUUUUCUGGUUCCAGUGGCUCACCCUGCCCGACACCUUUGGUUCUCAGCGAUGAUAUGCAGACGCCUGGAACAAUUUAUACUUCACAUACAGGGUCUUCUAUGUCUAGAAAGCGUGUGCGCACCCGCAAACAGUUUGUCUAUCCUGUCUUGAGACCCAUAGAGAACAGGCUUCAUCCGAUGGAACUGACAGGAGAUUCUCUACCAAUGCUUCCCUCGAAUACGCCUAGACAGAUAAAUUCGAGAGCAGAUUAUGUCAAGAAACCGCACAAGACCUCUUCAAAUUCAGUGGCUAAGGUGGGAUUUUCAAAAUCUCCACCAAUCUGUUUUCCCAAUGAGAAUGCUCUGUGCCAAGAAAAAGAAACACACUCUCCUGAGGAGUUGAAGUACCAAAUCAGCAGCCCAAAGUCUAAUUCGGAUGAAAAGCAUGCUGCAUUGAGCCUGGCUCACUGGCUUAAACCUCCAUCCCCAGAAGGUGAGAAUCAAGGUGCUGUCCGUUCACCAGCUUCCGACAAAUUGCAUGAUGAGAACGCACCUAUGAUGAGUCCUGUCUUUACAUCAGCUUCUGAAAUGAACACAGAUGUUGAGAAUCCUAGUCCAGAAUUAUGCAAGGCAUGGGAUGGCAACUGCAUUCCAAACACAACUACUAAGUACAAGGAGGAUCAGAAGGUCAGCUGGCAUGCCACACCAUUCGAGGAAAGGUUGCUGAAGGUUCUAUCUGAUGAACCUAACCCUCCAAGAAAACUUAUCAGAGGAAACCUGUUCCAUGUCGAGGAAACUUGCUAG
Molecule: messenger RNA, 1299 nt
Organism: Lolium rigidum
Lineage: Eukaryota; Viridiplantae; Streptophyta; Magnoliopsida; Poales; Poaceae
Product: protein JASON-like
Exons: 7
Coding region: 1-1299 (432 amino acids)
Biological process (GO): male meiosis II
Source: RefSeq, a predicted model, not a curated record